AUGCAGCGAGUGAUAUGCCAGCAGGCUUUUCACUAUGGACAUGGAUCGCAUUACAUCCAUGUUCGGCAGCCCGGUCCCGCACACGAGCCAGAAGCACCGACGCCCCAGGCCAGCAUAGUCGCGCAAGCCAUCAAUUAUAUGGAAGCGAUAUUCACGCGGCAGCAGCAGGAGCCACGGAUGAUCCAGGGCAGCGAUAUUUACGAGACGAACCUUGGUUAG
Messenger RNA from Penicillium lagena, 219 nucleotides. RefSeq lists its product as uncharacterized. The transcript has a single exon. Lineage: Eukaryota; Fungi; Ascomycota; Eurotiomycetes; Eurotiales; Aspergillaceae. The coding region runs from base 1 to 219 and encodes 72 amino acids. The record is from RefSeq and is a predicted model, not a curated record.